Messenger RNA from Vicia faba (fava bean), 531 nucleotides. The record is from the annotation of a GenBank genome assembly. Lineage: Eukaryota; Viridiplantae; Streptophyta; Magnoliopsida; Fabales; Fabaceae.
AUGUUAUGGGAUAGAGGAGGCAGAACGAAAAUUCAGAUAACAAAUCGAAACCCAUUUCUCUUCUUCAACCGGUCCACCACUUCAAUCUCCUUCUCUAUCUUUUCCCUCUGUCAUGCCCAUUCAAGGCCUCCCCUCUCCAUCGCUAGUCCUCUCUUCCUGCCACCAUCAACAUCAUCCGACAUCAACUCACCCAUGCGACCUCAUCUUUAUCUCACGUUAUCAUGUCGUCUUCACCUCAGAACCGAACAACCUCCUUCACCACAUGCGAGCUACUUCCUUCGUCCAUUUCUUCCAACCGUGUUCAACUCCCUGUUCCCGUCCGCCUCUUCUAUCUGCUUAAACAACCACUCAAACCUACGACAACCCACGUCCAACCGUACUCCCUGCUACAUUCUUUCAACCACUGAAACAACUACACAACAGUCCUCCAAAGUUCCAACGGUUAGAACCUCUUAUUUUGAGACUAGGGUUUCAAAGAUGGCUCAAGUGUUCACUUCCUUUAGGACCUCUUUGUUGUUUUUAGAUAAUUAA